CUGCUGCAUGGCGUCAAUUUGAAAACAACGGAACUUGAAAAAACAGCGCGUCCUUUGCAGCGUGUUCUGUUUUCAACUGGUUUCUUGUGAAGAUAAAACAGAUUUUCGUUUUAAAUUUGCGUCGAAUCAAGGCAUCUAGUGCGCAGGCGGUCCCUGUAGACAAAAACAAAUCUACAAGUACCAGGAACAAACCGAAAAUGGCGCUCUCUGCCUUGGCGUCCUUUGAUGAUCUGCGGCGCUGCAUGCAAGUGCUGACCGAUGGAACAGCGGAGGAGGAGUUCUUGCGGUUCCUGCGAAUGUUUGAGCAGUACCACGAAAAGUGCGCUGGCUAUGCGGCCGAAACGGCUAGGAUACAAAAUGAGCUGGACAAAUCGCUGACCAAGAUGGGGGACUUGGAGGGAAAGCUUUUCCAUGCCCGUCGCAUCAUUGACAUGGAGAUAAAGGCGCGUCGGCAGGCGGAGCAUGAACGUGACGCCAUGGAGGGAAAGAUAAUGGCUGUGGCGGAUCUCCUGCGCCACGAACGCAAUCUGAACAAUGAGACCCGCGACAAGCUGGCCUUUCUGCACACGCUGCCCUCCUCAAGGAAACGCAAGUCCCUGAACGCCGUUCGGGAAGACAAAUCUUACGGUGACAUCAACUCCACCGGUUCGCUGCUGUCUGACUUAUCUAUCACACACUCUGAGGACGACUUCCUCGAUGUGCGAACAUCGAAAUCCUGGCGGGAGCAUCGACCCUCUCUGCCCAAGAACCAAAUUCCUUCCGUGGGAAACAAGAGAUCGCGCCUGAGUACCGGUCUCAAUGGUAGUAUGUCGGGGAAUACGCCAACUACUACAAAGUCGCGGCGCUCUGGCGUCGGCGUCGGAGUGGAGCAGCACACAGUAGACGUGGCUCAGGGCGCUGAGCGCUUUUGUGCCACCACCAAGGUAACAAUACCCCAGGACGGGCAGGGUGUGAUCAGGGCAGAGUCGACCAUUGAGUCGCUGCCGGUGAUUGGUGGAAACGAGAGGAUUGGUGAGGGUCUGUCUUCGACACCACGUCGAUCGGUUCUAAAGGAAGCCACAGCUCCACCGUUGACGCCAGUAAAUGCGAUGGCACCACAUGUGGCCGCCGAGUCGGGAACUCCUCUGCAGCACCGUCCGCUGAUGAGACAGCAUACCUUCAGCCAGAAGACGUUCUUGCGCGGCGACAAUUGCGUGCAGUGUCAAAAACGCAUUCGGUUUGGAGCCGUUGGCUUGAGAUGUCGGGAUUGCCCGGUUCGCUGUCACAUUGAUUGCCGGUAUCUACUUACUGUCAGCUGUGUGCCACAGACGGGAACGCCAACUACAAAGGCCAUGACUGGUUACGUUUCCGACUUUGCUCCGUCCAUUGCACCCAUGAUUCCGGCCCUUGUUGUGCACUGUGUCAACGAGAUCGAGGCCCGUGGCCUAACCGAGGUGGGCCUCUAUCGGUUGUCCUCGUCGGAACGGGAGUACAAGGCGCUUAAGGAGCAAUUUUUGCGUGGCAAGGCCACUCCGCAUCUCGGCAACACGGACAUUUAUGUGCUGUGCUGCUGUGUGAAGGAUUUUCUAAGAUCACUCACAGAACCUCUUAUUCCGACCAGCCAGUGGAAGGAUUUCGCCAACGCUGUGCAAAAUCCCGAUACCAAUAUGGCCCAAGAAAUGCUGUACAAGUCGGUGAAGCAGCUGCCGCAGGCCAAUCGGGAUACUCUGGCCUUCCUCAUUUUGCACUUCCAGCGAAUUGCUCAGUGCCCCGUGGUGUUGAUGCCAAUCGACAACAUCUCUCUUAUCUUUGGGCCCACAAUUGUGGGCUACUCAACGCCAGAUCCCGAUCAGCAUGCUAUAUACACGGAGGUCUUCACUCAGAAGCAGGUGAUGAAGGCGCUGCUCGAGCUGCCAGCUUCCUUUUGGGAGCAGUAUAUUGUCAUUGAUUCUACUCGAACCCCGGCGACAGUUAUUAAACGGGUACCCAGCAACAAAAAUGACCUUCUGUCCCUAUAUGCAACUCCCUUCAAAGGCGGCACCAUAAAGAAACGAAAGUUCUAUGGCACACCGCCGGCAUCUGCCCACAAAAAAUAACCAGACUUUCCUUGUUGGAAAGCAUUUGACUUGUUACUUAAGUUUACUUCAAGUAUUUGCAGUUUUUUGUUUCCGGCCAACCCUCGCGAGCUGUAUUUAUACUUGUACUCAACUAACCUUUUACGUUUUUCUUUAUAAUUAAUUUGUUCGAUUAUAAGCUAAAGCACUUUAUUCGUACUAACAUAUAAGCAUACUCACAUUGAAAAACAAAGUAAAAUAUGCACAAAUACAAGCAAAGAGAACAAUGAAAAAAUAGUUUAAUAAAUGAAAUUAAUAUAAGGGUUUUUACUCCCAAGAA
Drosophila ficusphila is the source of this 2373-nucleotide messenger RNA. It is a transcript of the gene tum, whose product is annotated as rac GTPase-activating protein 1. Bases 198 to 2075 code for a protein of 625 amino acids. The record is from RefSeq and is a predicted model, not a curated record. The transcript is spliced from 4 exons. Gene Ontology annotation, biological process: signal transduction. Lineage: Eukaryota; Metazoa; Arthropoda; Insecta; Diptera; Drosophilidae.